Conger conger (European conger) is the source of this 4328-nucleotide messenger RNA. RefSeq names its product cAMP-regulated phosphoprotein, 21 (gene arpp21). The transcript is spliced from 22 exons. Gene Ontology annotation, cellular component: cytoplasm. Gene Ontology annotation, molecular function: nucleic acid binding. Bases 457 to 3054 code for a protein of 865 amino acids. Lineage: Eukaryota; Metazoa; Chordata; Actinopteri; Anguilliformes; Congridae. The record is from RefSeq and is a predicted model, not a curated record.
GAGAAAUCAUGUUGUCCGACCAGAGAGGUCCCUAGCAGCACUGCUCAGCUGUGACGCCGGGAAAUCAGAUCGGGUCCUGGGACAAGGAUACUCUUUUUUGAGAGAUUCAGCAGCACUGCUCAAGGUCCUUUAGGAUUUGAUGAAGAACGGAUGCAAGCCAUCGAGGAAAGAUGCACGGAGAACAAACACACAGCCUUUCUUCUCCUGCACCUGAGCCAAUCAGAAUUGAAGAUGGAUGAGAGCCAGCUGUCCGACUGCGUAAGGAAGAACAUAGCGGCGCUUGGCUUUACGUACGACUUCAUGGGGACAUGGGACUCGCGCUUGCUUUGAUCACUCGCGCGUGUUUUAACCCACAUCCCCAGCGCCAGAGGAGCGCGGAAGCCUUCCCAGAAACACAGCUACUGUCGGCCGCGGAGCCUGCUGUUUCCCCCCCGGGCCGCACCACUUUGGGCCAGGAUGUCUGAGCUGGACACGGCAGGCCAGGAGCCCCGCCCGGAGCCGUCCCCGGCGGGGGUGUGCGACAGCAGCGCGCCCCUCCCCCGCGCCUCGCCCUCGGCCUCCCCGGGCCCCGCGCCGGCCCCCUCCCCGGCCCCCUCGCCGCGCCCGCUCCCGCCCCCCGGCUCCAGCGUGGAGGAAGAGGAGGAUGAGCGGCAGGCUGAGCACAGGCUGGAGCAGCAGAGACGGGGUCUAAACCAGGGGCAGCCAAGAAAGAGAUCCAAGGCCAAAGGCAGGCUGGUGCGCAGCCUGGCCGUGUGUGAAGAGUCUUCCCUGCCUGUACCCACAGAUGGUGCUGAGGACGAUCAGGGUUCAAUUCAGCUGCAAAUGACCAGCUUGCCUUGCCUUCAGGAAAAGGGCAGUUCCAGUCGAGAGGACUCAGAGAAGGACAAAAACAAAGGGACAGAGAAACCAAAUGAAAAACCAAAAAUAAGAACGCUGUCAAAAGACCACAGCCAGGAAUACACAGACUCCACGGGCAUUGACUUGCACGAGUUCUUGGUAAAUACCUUGCAGAAUAACCCCAGGGACAGGAUGAUGCUGCUGAAACUGGAGCAGGAGAUUAUCACCUUCAUCGCCGACGAUAAUAGCCCCUAUAAGAAGUUCCCCCAGAUGUCAUCUUACCACAGGAUGUUGGUGCACCGGGUUGCUGCAUACUUCGGCAUGGAGCACAACGUAGAUCAAACCGGGAAGUCCGUAAUCAUCAACAAAACCAGCAAUACCAGAAUACCGGAGCAGCGCUUUGGAGAGCACAUUAAAGAUGAGAAUUCAGACGAGUCCCAGAAGAGGUUCAUCCUAAAGCGAGACAACUCCAGUAUCGACAAGGAAGACAAUCAGCUACAUAGGAUUCACCCAUUUAGAGAAGACAGGAGGAGUAAGUCCAUAGAAGAGAGGGAAGAGGAGUAUCAGAGAGUGAGGGACAGAAUUUUUGCCCAAGAUUCAUUCUGUUCCCAAGAAAAUGUUUACAUUGAAACAAGGAUCUUGGAAGACUGCAAUUUAUAUAACGACACUCAGAAGAAACGGCAGCUAUUCAGGGGGAACCGUGACGGCUCGGGCCGGGCGUCGGGCAGCAGGCAGAGCAGCACGGAGAUGGACUCGCGCUGGAGCGACCCGCGGCCCUGGAGCAGCACCGACUCGGACAGCUCCUGCCGCAACUACAAACCCGCCGUCACCAAGACGGCCAGCAUCGGCGGGAUCACCGUGCUCACGCGGGGCGACAGCUCCUCCAGCGGCCGCAGCACAAGCAAGCUCUCCAAAACAGGUUCUGAGUCUUCCAGCAGCGGGGGCUCAUCCGGCUCUCUCUCCAGGGCCCACCUGACGCUGCAGGGCUCCUCCCUCCUGCCCUCCGGCCCGCCCAGCUCCGGUGGAGGCCCCGCCCCCUUCCCAGAGGGCCAGCCCCCUCCCAGCAGCCCCAGCUACAUCCUGGUCUCGCUGGAGGCUAGCGGUAUCCCCCCCGGGAGCAUCCUCCUAAACCCACACACAGGUCAGCCAUUUGUAAACCCCGAUGGCACCCCUGCCAUCUAUAACCCACCUGCUGGGCAGCAGCCAAUCAGAAGCCAGCUAGUGGGGCAGUCGCCACAGCAGAGCACACCACAAUCCCAGCAAGCUCAGCAACAGGCUCCACCCCCACCACCACAGCCACAGCAGCCAAUGACAAGCCACAUGGUCCCCCAGGGCCUGCAGCCGACCUCUCAGGCAGGGUCGUACUCCGCCCUCUCCUACCCGAGCCAACACCUGCUGCCCGUGUCUCCCCCUCACCACUUCUCUGGGCGGGAGGACCUGUCCUCGCAGUUCGGCCAGAUGAGCCUCAGCCGGCAGUCGUCGGGUGAAGCCCCGGAGCCUCCGCCCUCCACCUACCCCCCCGGCCUCCUCUCCCAGCCGCCCCCCCAGACGGGCUACGUGGUGCCCUCCCCCGGCCACCAGCUGCCCCCGGGGGGCUUCCCGCCGUCAGGGCCCCACAUGCCCCAGCAGGUCCUGCCCUCGUCGCAGGGCUUCGUCCAGCAGGCUCCAUCUCAGGUGCCAGUGUUCUACUACUCCUCCGCCCAGUACCCUACCUCAAGCAGUCAGCAGUACAGGGCCGUCGGCUCGGUCCAGUACGGCACGCACAGGAACCAGCAGCUUGCACAGAGCCCCCAGCAGACAGGUUACCCACCUGUUUUAUCCAAUCAGCAGCCAGGAUUCCAAACUCUGAUGGGUGUACCACAGCAACCCCAGAACCAGAACCAGAACAUGAUGUCCAACCAACAGGGGAGUCAGGUUCACGGUGUGAUGGUUCCAUACCCCCCUAUGUCUUCAUAUCAGGUACAAAUGACACAGGGUUCUCCAGGGAUACCCCAGCAGUCUUACCAACAGACCAUCAUGUUGCCUGGUCAGUCAGGUCAAGGGGCGGUGCCCAACCAGGGCGUCCCUGUGUACUGCAACGUGAUGCCACCCUCCCCGCCUGGCAACCUGCGACUGGUGGGCGCCCCCUGCCCAUCCAGCACUGUGCCCGUCGUCCAAGCCAGCUGCCGAACCAACUGCACCAGCCUCAGCAGCCCAGGCUGGCAGGUCAAGUACUGACACCAGAGGGGGCUGCAGGCAGUCACUACUAGUGCUGGCAGAGUGAGGCCUUGUCAGCCUCAACACGGGUAGGGCUAUUAUGAGCUGUCGCCCUGCUUUCAAGUGAUGUCGGAUUUACGAUCAGUUCGAGUUUCCCACCGGAAAGACCCGCGUGAAUACCUUAUUAUAUCAGAUGAUCACGUCGGAAACGGGGAUCGAAAAUGGCCGAGCAAAACACCAAGUCCUCUGUGAACCAUACGAAAUGUCGUACAAUAAAACCAUAAGUGCGCCGCAGCUACAAAUUUGAAACAGACAGACAUCCUUUGAUAAAGAUAAUAUUGCAGCGUUUAAUUAGCUGUGGUAUUUGCAUUUGUGACCCCAAGAAAUAGACAAAAAUUGCUUGCUAUGUAACUUGCUAGUCGAUUGCUAGCCUAGAAUGUAAACAGUCCGAUAGGAGCUAACACGUAGCCACACAUAAGUUAUCUUGCAAUUUUCCGGCCACAAAGCGUGUGAACGUGUGAAGCAGUCGGGUGGCCGAGUUGUGAUCAAGCUAACAAACCGACAUCACUCGAAAACGCCGACAGUCACUUACCGGUUUGAACCAAUCACAGCAUUUCACUAUGGAGAACAGUUCUUUGAGGAAUCAGGAAUCGACAGCUCAUGGUAGCUCCACCCAUUAUAGGAGGAUCCGUUAAGCCCCAAUCUCACAUGACUAGUUCAUGACACACUCCCCCACCCCACCCAACCCUCACCCCCAACACCAACCAGUGCACUGGACAUUUCUAACCAUGGCCUUUAAUUGCAGGGGAGGAGAGCAAAAGUGGCAGAUAUUCUGUAAAAAAAGAGAAAAACUCAGUAAUAAUUGAUAUGUUUGCUGGUAAAUGGUGCAUACUUUAGUCCUGUUCCUUCACAGGAGGCCUUUGUAGCUUAGCGAGGUGACAUGCAUUCACUGGGUGAAGAUCUCUUCCUUUUCACUGAUCACCACUGUGUAGAUUGUAAUAAACCUAAAACUGGAUUAGUUUUGUACUUUGUGUUGAGUUUGUGAAGCUGAAAGUAUUUAAGACUAUAUUAUAUAUACACACAUAUAUAGAUACAUAUAUAUAUAUAUAUAUAUAUAAAAUAUAUAUAUAUAUUAAAACUAAAACAAUUAUACUGUACCAAAGCUGUAAUGGGACUGCUGUACUGAAAGCAUAAUUUAUAUACACAAUAGAAUUUUAUAUGGCUAUAUACUGUAUUGUAGUGUUUAAACACAAUAAAAGAUUAUUUGACCUUGAAAAGAGAGGUCACAUUUCUAA